Mesitornis unicolor (brown roatelo) is the source of this 1212-nucleotide messenger RNA. RefSeq names its product arylacetamide deacetylase (gene AADAC). The transcript has 5 exons. Gene Ontology annotation, cellular component: membrane. Bases 1 to 1212 code for a protein of 403 amino acids. NCBI's taxonomy places the organism in Eukaryota, Metazoa, Chordata, Aves, Mesitornithiformes, Mesitornithidae. Gene Ontology annotation, molecular function: carboxylic ester hydrolase activity. The record is from RefSeq and is a predicted model, not a curated record.
AUGGGGGCGAAGCUACUCUGGCUCUGCCUGGCCUCGGCCCUCGCGGCCUACUACAUCUACAGCCCCAUCCCUGCCGGCCUCGGGCAGCCCUGGAAGGUGAUGCUGCUGGACACUGGCUUCAGGGCCAUGGGGCACCUGGCGGAGGUUGCAGAGCAGCUGGGUCUGAUGCACUACAUGGACGUGCUGAUGCUGAUCACCUUCUCUGAGUGUGUCGCGCCCAGCUCCGACGAGAACGUCACCGUGACUGACACUGAGUUCAGCGGCGUCGCCGUCCGCCUGUACCUGCCCAGGAAGGCACCCGAGGGGCUGCGGAGGGCGGUGGUCUACGUCCAUGGGGGAGGGUGGUGCCUGGGACAGGCAGGGAUGAAAGGCUACGAUCUGCUGUCGAGGUGGACCUCGCACAGGUUAAAUGCUGUCGUGGUAUCAGUCAACUACAGGUUGGCCCCCAAACACCACUUUCCCGUCCAGUUUGACGACGUGUACGCGGUGACCAAGUUCUUCCUCCAGCGCAGCGUCCUGUCCCGGUACAGCGUGGACCCCCACCAUGUUGGCAUCGCAGGAGACAGCGCCGGUGGCAACUUGGCUGCGGCUGUGGCACAACAGCUGUUGGAGGACUCUGAGGUGGAAACGAAGCUCAAAGCCCAAGCCCUGAUUUACCCUGCACUGCAAACCCUCGACCUGAACCUGCCAUCCUACCAAGAAAACAAGCACAGCCCCAUCUUGUCCAGGCUGCUCAUGGUCAGGUUCUGGAGUGAGUACUUCACUUCCGACCCAUCUCUCAGGCAGGCGAUGGCCUCCAAUGCCCACGUCCCUGUGGAGUCCAGCCACUUAUUUCAGUUUGUGAACUGGAGCCACCUGCUGCCCGAGGAGAUGAAGAAGGACCACGUUUACACCGGCCCCGUCUACAGCAGCCCCGCGCUCGCGCAGAAGUACCCGGGGUUCCUGGACCCGCGCGCGGCCCCGCUGCUGGCGAGCGACGCGCGGCUCCAUGGGCUGCCCCUCACCUACGUCCUCACCUGUGAGCACGACGUCCUGCGGGAUGACGGGGUGAUGUACGUCCAGCGCCUCCGGGCCGCUGGCAUCCCCGUCGUGCACCACCAUGCCAAGGACGCCUUCCACGGCGCCAUGAUGUUUGUGUCGGGCCUGACCGAGCUGGCGGUGGGGCACCAGCUGGCCAACGGGUACAUGGCGUGGUUAAAUGAGAACCUCUGA